This is a messenger RNA of Drosophila subpulchrella, 956 nucleotides long. RefSeq names its product protein takeout (gene Jhbp5). The transcript is spliced from 4 exons. Lineage: Eukaryota; Metazoa; Arthropoda; Insecta; Diptera; Drosophilidae. Bases 69 to 848 code for a protein of 259 amino acids. The record is from RefSeq and is a predicted model, not a curated record.
GGCAACCACCACAAGUCACAAACGGGUGACCGGUAUCGAAGCUUCGGGAGAUCGCAGAGAAACACGGAAUGAAUCGCAACUGGUUGACGGGAUUGGUAGUGCUCCUUGGAGUAGUGAUGCAGAUGGAGGCCAAACCUCCGGUGAAGAAGCCGGCUGAGCUGCCAUCUUUCCUCAAGGUGUGCCAUCGCGAUUCACCGGACCUGAACACCUGCGCUCGGGAAUCCUAUGAGGCACUGCGACCGCGGCUGAUGGAGGGCAUUCCCGAGCUGUACAUACCGUCCAUGGAGCCACUGAUCGUUCCGCAGGUGAAGAUGGAUCAGGACUCCGGCGCCAUCUAUCUGCAUUCCGUGUACCGAAACGUUAAGGUCACGGGCAUCUCGAAGCACACGGUGAACGAGCUGCGCUUGGAGCCCUCAAAGCUGAAGUUCAUUGUGUCGCUGACCUUCCCCAAGCUGCACAUGGAAUCGGACUACAGCAUUAAGGGGAAAAUCAUGAUGAUGCCACUGCUGGGCGAUGGCCACUGCAAGGUGGAUCUGGUAAACAUCACCAUGCGCACGGAGCUGAUUGGUCAGGAGUACAAGAAGAAUGGGGCCAACUAUUUGAAGAUAAACAACGUGAAGGUCAAGUACGAGCUAUCCGAUGUGCACAUCCAUCUGGACAACCUCUUUAAUGGGGACAAGGCCUUGGGCGAUCGGAUGAACGAGUUCCUCAACGAAAACUGGAAGGCUCUGGCCGAGGAAGUGCGUCCGCUGAUGACCAAGGCUCUGGUGGAUAUUCUGAGGGCCUCCGUGGACAAACUGUUUGCCUCAUUCAGCUACGAUGAUCUGCUACCCAAGGGCAAGAACUAAGUGCACAGCAUUUUUACAAUCUUAAUUAUUUAAUCGUAGUACAAAAUAUUAGCCUACAAGUAAGCACACAAUUAAAAGUGAAAUAAAUUAUGAAUAUAAUACAAAAAC